GUGACUAUAAAAGAAUAAUGAAUGAAAUUGCCCGAAGACUCGAGAAUUCAAAGCAGAUGACUCAGUCUACGCAUGUGAUUUCCGGCCUGGCAAGCCAAGAUGGAUAUUUGGCUGUAUUAAAAAAAGACGUAGGACCGUACUGUAUGAAGUGAUGGUCGAAAAUACACUAAUUAUUAGACACAUCAAUCAACUGCGAGACAGAAAAAAUGUUUAUGAGUCAUCUAAACCCAAAGUUUUACCAAUGGAAGUAUUAUGUGAUAUAUUUAAUAUCCAAUCGCCACUACAAGUUGAAAUGAGAAAAAAUGAGCUGAAAUCAGAAGUUAAACGAAGAUCAUCAAGGGAAUGAAAACAAAAGAGAUCUUUUCAAAUAGACCCAAAAGUGAAGUGUCAUACAACCAAACUUCGCGAGGGAGGUGAUGUGUGGUCGAGGAUGAUCAUGAUUGGUUGUCUGCUUAGUCAGACAUGUAGAUAGUCUGACAUGUGUCAGAUGAGUUAUAUAUUCCUUUAUUCUUAUCAUUGCAACACACUUAUUAUUGUUUGUUCAUUGUUGUGGAUUGUGACGGGUUUUGGUGUGCAAAUAUAUUUACGUUGUGGUCAGGUUAAUUACAUGUUCUUGAUCUUAGUUGUGUUGACGUCCUGUAGAGUAGACACUGGGAGGGGUCUAGUGUAGAUAAUCAUUUAAGGUAAAUCAACGUCUCAUACGUGUACGUGGAAACCCAACCGUUAUAACAUUAGACGAAGUAAAUCGCGAGCGUUAUAACAUUCAUUCCCAUACGUUCUAUAGAGUGAAGCACAAAAAUAAGGUGUUCAUAAUACUGAUUGUAUAUGCUAUAUAGUGUAGCUGAAUUUCAUUUCUUUACUCUUUCCCAAAUGUUGCAAACUUUCGAGUUGAUUGGAAAGACACUCGACUCUGUAUAGUUACAUGUCUCCAUGACGCCAUUAUACUACGUGUUAAUUUCUACAGUCUGGUAUUUUAAAUAAAAUUAAAUAUUCCUCUAAACAAUAGUAGUUGGCCUAAAUGAAUUUGAACACUCCUCCUGUUCGAUCGUUUAUUUAGUUUUCAGUUUCAAAUUUUCCAUAAACUUGUGUUUAAAUAUAUUUUGUAUAUAUUGGUUUGACAUCGCAAAAGUUAGACUUCAGAAUUUGAGUAUAUGGAAGAGAAAAGCAAUUCAAGUGUUUUCGUGGCCUCCUUAUCAAAAGAUGUAAAGAGUUGGAAAUAUCGUAACAACCAUUCCAAGUUUAUCACCUCAACUCCAAUUAAUUGUCAAAAUCAUCGGAAUAUUUCAUCCGUAAAGCAGGUGAGACCUUGUAGUCGAUUCUAAAAGCUGUGUUAAGUAAAUGUUUUGUCACUUAAUGUGAUAUAUUAAUCCCUUUACAUCCUCGUUUAAGGGUGUAUGUUGAGCUUUUUUCUAAGAUGAUAAUAGAUAGAGUUCUUCCAGAGUUGUCCAGCAUUCAUUUUUUAAGCUAAUUCUGCAUAGUGCAGAUCCGUGUACUUGAUAUCCAAACACACUCUAAGGGAAGAAAGGUUGUCAAGAUUCUAAUUCUUAUGGAAAGCUUCAUUGAUAAGUAGCAUCGUAACUACUUAAUGAUGUAAUCGGCUCAACAAUAACAUGGAAUGUUCAAUAGGAUUAUCCAGAUGCAACAGUAUGAAUUAAAGUAUGUGGGAGAAAAAUAUCCACUUGGUCUUUCAACAGCCUGAAGUGUUGACACAUAAUUGAGCCACUUUCUUAUGCCAUUUCAAAGUGACGUAUCAUCUUGAGUACAUUUAAAGAGAGGAAAGUUCAAAAACCUAAAGGGUAGGAGGAGGUUUAGUAUAUAAUGCUAUAAUGAUGAAAUUUUUGGAUGUCUAUUUCAGGUCUGGUCUGGAAAGCCGAUACGUUGAUAUCCAGGCACAUCUAACUGACAAUUCUGUAAUGGAAAAAAAUAUGUGUUCUGAACCCCACUGGAAAUAAUAUUAAGGUAUGCAAUAGUGAAUAACUAAAUCACUGUACUUUUCCCAAAAUUUCAAUGCUUAUUCAGUCAACAUGCUAAUUUCUGUUGUCGCUGAAAUACGUCAUGCAUAACUCCACACUCAAGUUAGAGCAGUAAAAAAAAAUUAAAUUCAUUUUGGUAAUGAAAUGAUUUGAAGAAGAAAAUACUUAAGUCAGCUAAAAAUUUAAAGCUUAAAUAAGAUGAUACACUGUUUAGAGAAAAAAGUGGAUAAGUCUCUAAUUGCCGGUUUUAUUUGCCUUACGUAACCCAACCACAAAGCUUACACUUCUGUGUACAAAUCAAAUCGCUAAUGAGGGACUUUGACUUGACAUGUGUGUAUAUUAAAUUCAAAUGACAAAACAGAAUUCUAUUUUCGGUAUUUUUCUGUCAUGUUUCGAUCUCUAUAGGAACUAGUAUGUAUUGCUAAAAUGCCCCAUUCUAGAACUAAACACUCGUUCAGUACUUUUCAGUUUGGAUUAUCGUUUUGAUUAAUAGAGGUAUCAUUAAGAGAAUAGCUGCAUAAAAUUUGUUAACUUCGUAGAACUGUCAAUUUCUAAAACAAUGUGUUGUUUAUUCUUUUUUAAUUUAACACUUAGGAAUCGAGGAUCUCGUUUUCAAUAAAUGAACGCCUAACAAAUUUAUUAAAUAAAAUUCUUCCUUUAAAAAAGAAAUGGAGCACAAAUUUCCAUCAGUCAUGUAUUGUUUUCACAAAUCUGGCUUCAAAUAUUUGUAAAAUCUUAUCAGGUAUGUUUGAACACAUAAUUAUUCCAUUUUGAAUCAUGCCUUGUACUACACGUAAGUAUUCUUGUCCUAACCUGAUCAGAAUCUUUAGUUUAAAAGUUUUAGAUGUUUCCCGUAGAUUCUGACCGUUUUGACAUGAGACUUCGUUUACGUAAAUCCACAUCAAUAUUCCUCGGAAUCCGUCGUAGGAGUUCAUUUGUUUUGGCAGUCAUAUCUUCCCGAUUCAUCCUUAAAUUAAGGUCAUAUUUAGGUUUUAAAAUUAUCGGUAAAAUUGAUGUGACUUACGUUGGCAUCGUUUAUCCCUCCAUGACGUUACAUUGGUCGCAAAAGUUCUGAGUAACUAGUUCUACAUUAAGGCAAUACUUUGCCUCAUAGUUAGAUUGAAUAAAAUCGAAAGCCGCACAUCUUGCCUUUUUAGGUUGACAAUGUGAUCAUAUAGAGCCCUGACUAGGAUGUCGGAGAAUUUCAAAAUGGUAUAAUACUCAGCAAGUAACCUAUAAUUCUCCAUAUAUCAAUCAUUUAUAACCAACACUGAUGAGUAAUCAGUGAAGCAAGAUUUGAUUAGCUACUGGAUGUGAAUGUACAGACAGAUUUUUAACUCCUUAAAUAUGUGGUUUCUUUUCUAUCAUUGCUUUCUACUCUUUACUUAUUGAAUGUAGACUGCUUGUGUGUUGAGUAAAAUAUCAUCUAGCCUAUAUUCUGCAAUCAAUCAUAGAGAAAUGCCCAAGAAAGGACCUCAUCAUUCUGAUGGGAGAUCUAAACGCCAAAGUCGGGAUAGACAACACCGGAUAUGAAGAUAUCAUGGGACGACAUGAACUGGGGGAGAGAAACAAAAAUGGGGAAAAUUUUGAAAAUCUGUGUGCAUUCAACAAAUUGGUCAUAGGUGGCACAAUAUUUCCACACAAACGUAUACACAAAGCUACAUGGAUCUCACCGAACUACACCACAGAGAACCAGAUUGAUCAUGUUUGCAUCAACAAAAAAUUCCGAAGGACAAUGGAAGAUGUGAGAACCAGGAGAGGUGCUGACAUGGCUUCAGAUCACCACCUAGUUGUAGCCAACUUAAAACUGAAGCUAAAAAAGAACUGGACAACUGGACAAACAGCAAUACAAAGGUUCAAUACAGCCUUCCUUCGAGAUACUGACAGACUCAAUGAAUUCGAGAUAGCUCUCAACAACAGGUUCUAAGCCUUACAGGAUCUACUGAAGGAAGAAGGAACUACUAUGGAGGACAACUAGAAAGGUAUCAAAGAAGCAUUAACUUCAACGUGUCAAGAGGUUCUGAGUCUAAAGAAGCACCACCAUAAAGAAACACUGGACAAGAUCAAAGAAAGGAAAAACAAGAAGGCAGCAAUUAACAACAGCCAAACACGAGCAGCAGUCUCUGCAUCAGUGGGCCUCAGCAUACACAAAGGGAAAACCAAGGUCCUCAAAUUCGAAGCGGAGAACGGCAAUCCAAUCACUUGAUGGAGAAACUCUGGAAGAUGUAGAAUCCUUCACAUACCUGGGAAGCAUCAUCGAUGAACAAGGAGGCUCAGAUGCAGACGUUAAGGCAAGGAUUGACAAAGCAAGGACCGCAUUCCUACAAUUGAAGAACAUAUGGAACUCAAAACAACUUUCAACCAAUAUCAAAGUGAGAAUCUUCAAUACGAACGUCAAGGCAGUUCUACUGUAUGGAGCUGAAACUUGGAGAACUACAACAACCACCAUCAAGAAAGUACAAGUAUUUAUAAAUAGCUGUCUUCGCAAGAUACUCAACAUCCAUUGGCCGGAUACCAUCAGCAACGGCCUUCAAUGGGAGAGAACAAAUCAGCUUCCAGCUGAAGAAGAAAUUAGGAAAAGACGAUGGAAAUGGAUAGGACCUACAUUACGCAAAUCGUCAAACUGCAUCAUGAGGCAAGCCCUAACCUGGAAUCCUGAAGGGAAACAGAAAAGAAGAAGGUCAAAGAACACAUUAAGUUGGGAAACAGAAGCAGAUAUGAAAAGGAUGAAUAACAAUUGGAAGGAGCUGGAAAGGACUGGCCAGGACAGGGUUGGAUGGAGAAUGUUGGUGAGCGGCCUAUGCUCCUUCACGAAGAGUAACAGGCGUAAUUAAGUUCAUCAUCCUUUGAGAAUCAUGAUGAUUUUGUCACUUAUGGAUUGUGCAAUCUAUAUUUAAAUGAUAAUUUAGAACAAAUGACAAAACUUCGUGAUGGUCAAAUUUUGGAAACCUAUUAUGAUAAACUAAAUGAAUGUAUAAAAAAUAUGGAAGAUUGUGGCGUACAGCUAAAGUCUAUGCUAGAUCAAUUGAAUGCUUUGAGAAAUCUAAGUCAAAAUGAAUCAAUUUACCAGCAGUAUGCCACAUGCCAGUCGACAUUAGACUCAUCCGUCAAGAUAAAAAGUGGUUCUACACUAGAUGGUAACAGUUUGUCUACUUUAAAUUCUACUCGCUCACGUCCAUCAACAUCAUUAAAACAACAAACACAACAACGAAAUUUAAGUGGAACUUACCUAUACGAAGUAUUGAACAUUGAAAUAAAUGGACUAAUCAAUCAAAUUGAACGUGAUUCAAGCAUUCGGAAAUAUUUAGUGAAAAUUAUAUUACCUAGCACUUCACAUUACUUUCGAGUGAAUACUACUGUUCAGGAUAAUUUCAAUGUUGUCCUAUUAAAAUUUGUGUCAAUUUGGCGUCAUUUUGGACAAUAUGUUUCAUGGUUUGCUGUUAUAUCAAUGUCUGAGCAUAUUUUGAAAACUCUCAAAAAUACAGACUGAAUGAAUUCAUAUAGAAUCAUGUAUAUAUUUAUACACCUUUUUUGUCCAAGAAAUGAGUAUAUUAUUUUUGCUGCGUUAGACGUUUUCAUUUUCACACCACAUUCGAUUGGCAUGACUGUCAUUAGAAUAUAUUUAGACACAGUUUUCAUCACAAGACAACAGUCCUUGAAAAAUUAGGAGUUACUCCAUAC
Schistosoma haematobium is the source of this 5654-nucleotide messenger RNA. RefSeq lists its product as uncharacterized. NCBI's taxonomy places the organism in Eukaryota, Metazoa, Platyhelminthes, Trematoda, Strigeidida, Schistosomatidae. The transcript is spliced from 3 exons. The coding region runs from base 4888 to 5463 and encodes 191 amino acids. The record is from RefSeq and is a predicted model, not a curated record.